Mangifera indica (mango) is the source of this 713-nucleotide messenger RNA. Its product is annotated as protein WVD2-like 3. Gene Ontology annotation, biological process: microtubule cytoskeleton organization. The transcript has 6 exons. The coding region runs from base 250 to 615 and encodes 121 amino acids. Gene Ontology annotation, molecular function: microtubule binding. The record is from RefSeq and is a predicted model, not a curated record. Lineage: Eukaryota; Viridiplantae; Streptophyta; Magnoliopsida; Sapindales; Anacardiaceae.
GACUAAGUCUUUUGGCCUUGUAUAAAAGGAACUACGGUUUGUAAGAGAGACAACCGACUCACACAGCUCCAUUUUCCGUUUUCCAUAUUCCACUUCUGCUCUCUUUACAGAUCUGAUCAAGAACGAUCAAUCAACUGUAUUUUGAGCUUGUCAAAGACUUUGUUGUUCAUUUUUUCUUAAUAUUUUUCCUUUUUCACAUUGUCUUUUUGCUUGGUCAAGCUUGAAUAUCUUUUAUUACUGCAGCCACCUAUGGUGCUGAGGAUGCCAUUGCAACCCCAGAACGAGAAGCACCCUGAUGAGGAAGAUUCUUGUUCUGUAGCUUACUCUGCAGCAUCUUCAAGGACUAUUAAGUCCAGGAUGACUGUUUCGGCAGCUCCUCCAUUUAGAUGUACAGAAUAUGCAGAGAAACAGAAGGAGUUUUAUUCAAGAUUAGAGGAGAAACAUAAAGCAAUGGAAGCUGAGAAAAGCCAGAGUGAAGCAAGGACCCAGAUCUUAAUAUUUGAAGGAAGAGAUAGAGGUGGCGGUCAAGCCAUUCAGAAAGAGUUUAUCUUUUAUGGGGAACCCAAUGCCAAGUUUCGACCUAUUUUUUUGAAACUUACUUCUACAGUUAUGUGAUUAGUAACUUUUUGAGAUAGCUCAAGUAAAGUGUGAGUAGUAGAAUGUCUUGAUUUUGGAUAGGGGUUUGAAAAAGAGUGGUUGAAUUUCUAUGAUAA